AUGAACAUUGGCACAAGGGCUGGGGCCGUCCCGUCCCUCGCAUUCAGGUUCGCCCUCGCGGUGUUUCAUCCCGAUAUGGAAACAGUAACGGCCGCGAGGCAACGGCUAAGUGAAGAACCGGCGCACUUGGGAAUUCGGGCCGCAGAACGUAUCAGCCCCAUGUGGCGCUCUUGGGAGAUGAAGGGCGUCUCCUUUGACGGGGACAACCCGCACGCGCACCCUGGCCAGGUCGUUCACACCCGCAAUCCAUCCGACACCAGCGACAACGACCUCUUUGUUCCCGUGAAGAUUGGGGUGCCAUUCAGUGUCGAGCCGUACGGGGAAGAUACGGAUCACGGUUCGACUUUCGGUUCGCCCACAACAUCUGUUGGCGGCCUCACAUUCUCCACGGCUUCCAUCGGACGCACGAACUCGUCGCCACCGCUCUGUUCUUCCUAUCCCUCGAGGGCGGUGGACUCGGACGGUGAGGUCGAAGCCCUAGCCUUAGCCAUCAAAGACUGGCACCUCGCAGACGAGGUGUUCGGCGAUCUGUUGGAGGAUCCAGAGUUUCCCCAAAUAUAUAACAAGCAAAUAGAACGUCGCUAUACCCAAGAACAGUGGGCAAUUCUAAGAGAGUACCUUGUCGACCACAAACAGCUUCUGCGAUAUCUUUGGUUCUACUACGACGAAGAUAUGGAGACGUUGAACGUAGGAGGACCGUCGGGCCUCCAUCAAAUUGCCACGAUGUCUACCUCCCACUCUGCCAUUCAGGUCCUAGAGCCAACUCUUCUAUCUGAGCACCAAUACCUCAAGGUUGACGGCGAGCGGAUCGUGAUCAACAAAUGGUCUGCUCAGAAAGCGGACUGCUUGUUAGCAGUCUCGUUCGUUGUGUUAGACCCAGAGAGCCAUGGGGUACUGAUUCACUCCAACAAAGACCUUAUUCUCGUGCAGACGUCGUACUCGCAGAGCCUCGAUAAAGUUCUGCAUAAGGUCUACAAGUCCAUGCCACCGUUGAACUCGCCCAUGCCUGUCGCGUACGUUAUCAUCAACAUCGAGGAAAGCGCCUACGUCGAUGACCCAAACGCCAAGCCUGGACCGCAAGACUUCAUACCGGGAGGCGGGUAUGCAAACGACGUUCUCUCAACCGGGUGGAAGAAGGGCGAGAACGCUUACGUCGGGCAAAUACGUGGCCAAUGGCUGAUGUUCAGAGGGACGGAGGAGGAGAGGAACAGGCUGAGAGAGGGUCUGCGUCUAAAGCGGACAGCGGCAGACUGGAUCAGGGAGGGUUUUGGUGUGGAUUUGUGUCACAAGUACGACACGAGUAACGUCCUGCAAGACCAGCAUGACGGGCUGUUUGCUAAAUGGGAAGAGGUCAUGAUCGAAUGUGCGCGUGUCAUCGGCGCACAGGCCGAUUCGUGCGAUCUAGACAUGGACCUUGCGGGCUUGCCCGAACGAACUCCACCGCCUCCGACACGCGUCCCGAUCGUUGAGGACCCCUUUCCCGUGGCCGUCAAGUUCAUAGGGAUGGGAGCGCAUCAAAAAGCGAUGGAUGACUACGCUAUGCAAAGCGAGAACCACCUCACUUCUUUCUCGGCCCAUACUCCAAGUCGAGAGGACACCGAGCGCGUCCGGAAGGCCUACAAGAGGUCUCGAGACAACGAUGUGCCUUCGCCUGAUGACAUCGCGGCAGUCGAGACGUACAAGAAAACACGUUUCGCGGACCCCUCUCCGCCCCUCAGCCCCUCGCUGCUAGCAUCCGACAGCUCGCUGGAGGAGCGUAGCUCCGAUCCUAUCGACCUUGCCUGCAGUGACCCACCGGAGCCGGUCAUUGCGGGGCAUGAGCUUGAACUCGACAGCUACAUCGCGGAUGACCCGCAGCGACGUUCGCGUUCGCGCGCAGCGGAAUUCGCAAAGCUAAAUUUUUUGAAGAAGUCUCACAACUCCGCUCUUCCGAAGCGUUCUCGAACGGCGGACACGUCGCACUCUCUUGCUGAAUCCCAGUCUGCUUGCUUCUCCAUGAGUCCGCGCCCUACGCGCACCACACGCUCCGCUGGCGCUGCCGGCAAGAAGGAUGGCAAGGGCAAGGUAGCCCAAUCGAAGCCGCAGUCUGGGUCCAAGAACAGCAAGGUCGGCUCAACCAAAACCAAGAAAAAAGGACUGUCCGCGAAAGAGCAGAAGGAGUUGCAAGCCCUGCUCAAGAAGCAAUCGCAAGCUGAAGAGGAGGAGGAGACGGAGCAACGGACAACGCUGCGCAAGAGGGUUCUUGCAGAUACUCAUGGCGAAUCGGACGCUGAGCAGGAUGCAGAGGAGGACGAUGUAGCUGUAGCUUCGCCGCAGCACAAGAAGGCGAAGAAGUCGACGGAGAGAGACGUCAGUGACGAGCCCUCGAGUGAUGCGGAAGGCAGGGAAGAGGGUAGCCAGAGGAAGGCGGGGCAGAACAGCGUAGAGUCCCCAGAGCAGAGACAGGCUCCUACACGCCCGAAGCCUACCCCAGCUUACGGGAAGAGCAAGAAGCAUGCGGGGAACCCUGACAUCGACAUGGUCGAAGCGAGUCCUCAGGCUACUUCACUCGCUACGAGCAUGGAUAAGCCGUCUACUGGGCGCAAAACGGUGCCGGUGCCGAUGCCGUCGUUGGACGACGGCGAGCGUGCAAUCGCCCAAGAUCUGGGUCUUGCGACGUCCAACAAGAAGCCAAAGGGCAAACAGGUUGAGGAGCACAUCUCCGAUGCAGACACAGACACUUCCGUCCCUCAAACUGAUGCGAAGAAGGCCAAGCUCAAACGGAAGAUGUUUGUAGUGCUUGAUUCCCCGAAGCGGAAGGCGGCCGACAAGAAGGGCGAGGCGAAGAACAAGAGCACAGGAUCGCUGUUCACCUACCAGAGCCAUUCCGAAGACGAUGACCAAGACCAGCUCAUGGAAGAUCAGUCAAGUGGUGAAGAAUACAACGACGAUGAUGAGGGCGACGAUGAGGAUGUUGAUGAGGAUGAGGAUGAUACCAGUGGUGAUGAUGUGGUGGUCGUGGAUGACAAGAAGGGCGGUAAAGGCGGGAAAGGCGGGAAGGGCAAGGAUCCGGCUAGCUCGGAGAAGGGUUCAGGUUCAGCUCGUGGUCGAGCAAAGGCUAGCGACAUACCGGUCCAUAUCAAGCCACUCGUCAACGUCGCCCAGAGUUGCCUGCGUCUUCGUCUGGCUCUCGACAACGCGUGGACGAUUGACUCUACGGUGCAUGGAGCUCGUCUUCCCACGAGCAUCACCCUCAUCAAGGGUGCCAUCAAAGAUGCACGCAACCACCGCGACAAGGAGGGCGGGAGGAUCCCGCUGUUGAAGACCGCCUUCGAUGCACUGAAGAAGGACUCAGCCGAGAGUUUGAGGAAGCAAGUGAACGCUGUAGUGUGGACGGCGGCGUCCCAGAUGCGGAACGAGGUCAAGAAAAAAGCCAAGAACAUCAUCGAGCACGCCUACGAUAUGUCGCGUCUGACGACACAGCAGAGAACGUCAUUGGCGCAGUGGCUUCUGAAGACUCACGGUGUCAAGAUCAAGAGCGUCGGCGAUCGUGGCGAUCGUCGCGAGCUGAGCCGUGCCAAUCGCGAGCUGCCUUUCCAGCACAAGGCGAUCGCCGACAUCAUCAGCCAGCAAUGGUUCCAGGGGCACAAGGAGUCGGGUGCCAGAGCUGCGGUCGAUCGCUUUCGCGCGGUUCCCGACAAUCUCAUCGCAUUUGUCUGCAACGCUAUCGAGGCGGCGCUGAAAGAUCUAGCAAGUGGAACACAGAUCCAGUUUGCUAACAAGCAGUAUGCACCGAAGUGGGACAGCCUCAUGGCUGUGCUCGAGCUCUUCAAGUCGCAAGCUCCUCAGUUAUACGAGGACACAAAGAAGAAGCUGUGGAGGGACAUUGGAGCUAGAAUUGACGACGUCUACGUCUCGAGUAGUGAAGGCGAGGACGAAGAAGACGAUGACGGCUACAUACCAUUCGCCCAGCUUGAGGCCAAGCAUAAGACGAGAAACGAGCCGUCGAAGGCCCCACACACUCCACCGGCGUCUUCAUCGUCGAAGGAUGUGAUUGCAUCGUCAAGUGGUGGGAAUGGUAAACCAUCGCCUAAGAAGUCUCCUCUUGUGUCGAAGGCAGGCGACGACACUACUGCUGGUCCUUCGAAGCUCUUGAAUGCAAAUGAUGAUGACGACAUCAUGAACGCUCGUGUUGAUCAAGUUGACAGUGCUGCCGAGGCUGGCCCUACUGAGACCUGA
Fomitopsis serialis is the source of this 4218-nucleotide messenger RNA. RefSeq lists its product as uncharacterized. NCBI's taxonomy places the organism in Eukaryota, Fungi, Basidiomycota, Agaricomycetes, Polyporales, Fomitopsidaceae. The record is from RefSeq and is a predicted model, not a curated record. The transcript is spliced from 26 exons. Bases 1 to 4218 code for a protein of 1405 amino acids.